Molecule: messenger RNA, 1449 nt
Organism: Neltuma alba
Lineage: Eukaryota; Viridiplantae; Streptophyta; Magnoliopsida; Fabales; Fabaceae
Exons: 5
Coding region: 1-1449 (482 amino acids)
Source: RefSeq, a predicted model, not a curated record
AUGAUUUUCAGUGCUGGUGAGGCUUGCCAACAGAAGAUCCAUUCACAGAUUUUUGCUAUCUCCGGUGUUCUGUUCGUCGGGUCAUCGAUUGCUCUGGUCGCCGUGUCUUCUUCCGUCAGUCAGAUCCAACGUUUCAGCUUCACUGCAAAGACUGGGAGAGCCUAUACGAGAAUCCAAUUGAAAAACAAAUAUGAUACCCUGCGAAAGGAGUGGCAGUUAUGGGAUAGGCUGCUCCGUGAGACAGGUUUGGGAUGGGAUGCCGAAAGGAAUACUGUUAGUGCCCCUGAUGAUUGGUGGGAGAAGAAAAUAGUGGAAGUUCCUGGCUACGAGAAAUUUAGAGAAAGAGGGCUUCAGUUUCGGGCUGAAUUGACUCAACUCUUUGGGUCUGUAGCUGCAACUGGACCCCAGUCAUGGGCACCUUCUUCCAUGACACUUCCAAGUGAAGGAGUUCCUGAAGAUGAUAUGGAAGAAGGGUCUGGAGAUAGUGAUGAAAUAUUGGGGGCACCAACUGGGAUAAGCGGAGAGUUUAAUUCGGUCACAUUCAAUGACAAUAGUGGAGGAAGUGGAGGCAACACUGGGAUGAGACGGGAAAACAGUCGUGGGGGUAGAAGCACAGGUGGCAGUCGACCUAGUAGCUCAUUAGGGGUUAAAAAAAAGGGUGAAUCCAUGAAGAAGAAGAACACUGCCACUAUGAAAAUAGCAGAUGCAUUAAGCAGGAUAGCUCAGGCAAAUGAAAAUGAUUCUCAGCGUGAAUAUGAAGAGAUUUCAGAAGCACGUGCUAGGAAGAUAGAAGAAGAAGCGCGUGCUUAUGAGACGUCAAUUGCGGGAGUCAUGGAGCACCUUAACGAAGUUGAUGAAGUUGUUGAUGAUCCUGAUUUGUUUGGCCGGUGCACAACACUCCUUAUGAGGGAGCAAGCUGCAAGGGAGAUGACAAGACAAAAAAUGGCUGAUGAAAUUAAAAUUGCGGAAAAGUAUCGUAAACGACGGAACAAACGGAUUAAUCAAGUUGCAGUAGCAGUUGGUGGAUACGCUUCUCUUCAUUUGUGUAAAGAGCCCCAGCACACAAGUAUUUAUACAGGCAAGGCAUGGGUAAGGGACGUUUUACAAGGCCAUUCCACCCGUUGUUAUAACAUGUUUAGGAUGGAAAGGGAAGUGUUUUUUAGUCUUUGCACAGAAUUGCAGCAACACGGAAACAUGCCGAGCUAUGACUUUCCAACACAGGUUCAAAUUGUUUGUGCAACAAUGGCCAUACAUAACUUCAUUAGAUCAAUAUCCAUUUCUGAUCCUGGUUUCAUUCAGUUUGAACAAGAAGGUUCUUAUGCAGAAGAAAAUAAUGAUGAUGAUGGACUUGGAUCUUCACAUAUACCUUCAUCAAUAGAAUCUUCAUCUCACAUGGCUCGACUUCGUGACUCAAUUAGAGAUCAAAUUGCUCACUAUAUACGAGAAUAG